Messenger RNA from Desarmillaria tabescens, 945 nucleotides. RefSeq names its product carbon-nitrogen hydrolase. The transcript is spliced from 5 exons. Lineage: Eukaryota; Fungi; Basidiomycota; Agaricomycetes; Agaricales; Physalacriaceae. Gene Ontology annotation, biological process: detoxification of nitrogen compound. Gene Ontology annotation, molecular function: nitrile hydratase activity; nitrilase activity. The coding region runs from base 1 to 945 and encodes 314 amino acids. The record is from RefSeq and is a predicted model, not a curated record.
AUGGCGCAGCACAAUAUACGUGCAUCGGUAGUGCAAACUUGUAGUCAGGCAUAUAACUUGGACGCUACACUUCAGAAACUAGAAGAACUUACUCGUUUGGCGAAAGAUCGCGAUGGCUCGCAGCUUGCCGUAUUUCCAGAGGCCUUUAUUGGAGGUGAUAUCCCUAAAAUGUCCACCUUUGGUGCUGUCGUAGGCCUUAGAGCAGCCCAAGGACGAGACGAGUUUUUACGUUACCACUCUGCGGCCAUCGAAGUCCCUUCUGCUGCGAUCUCUCGGAUAGAAGCUAUCAGCAAAGAAACAGGUGUUUUCCUUGUUGUUGGCGUAAUCGAACGAGAUGGUGGAACGCUGUAUUGCACUGCUGUUUUCAUAGACCCAGAACAAGGUUAUAUCGCCAAGCACCGCAAGCUUGCGCCUACUGCAUCUGAACGGCUGAUUUGGGGUCAGGGAAAUGGUUCCACUCUUUCUGUAGUCGACAAAGAUUUCGGAUCUUCUGGCGGAGUUGCGGUUCCAACCAAGAUCUCGGCGGCAAUAUGCUGGGAGAAUUACAUGCCUUUACGUUCUGCGCUAUUUUUACUAUUCAAAAGAGUCCAGAUCUAUUGCGCACCCACCGUGGAUGCCCGACCUGUUUGGCAGAAUUCCAUGAUUCACAUCGCUCUUGAGGGGCGUUGUUUCGUUCUUGCGGCGUGUCAAUAUGCAGAAGAGAAGGAUUACCCUGUUGAUCACGCGGUUGCAGAUGUUUCAGCACGUAACCCUCAGAAUAUUAUGAUUGCCGGAGGGAGCGUCAUUGUCAACCCUUUGGGUGAGGUGUUAGCUGGUCCAUUACUCAAAGGAGAGGGCGUCUUGACCGCCACUUUGGACUUGGAUGAUUGUGUCCGUGGUAAAUUUGACUUAGACGUCGUUGGACACUAUGCUCGUCCGGACGGUAAGUUGCUGGAAUGUAGGUGA